AUGGUUAACUUACUUAAAAAAGAUGAGUCAAUAAAACCCUACGAUGGUUAUAAAUUAACUUUUUAUCCUGAUGAAUUUGCUUCACCAGGAGGAAAGAAUCAGAAAUUUCUCCAUAUUCAUGUCGUUGGUCAAGAAGGAGAGAUAAGAGUAUAUUUAAGAAAAAUUAAAGGAAAAAUUAACUUACAUAUUGAAAAUAAAAGAGGUAAUAUUCCUCAGCAUAAGCAAAGCAAGAUAAAAGAUUUUAUUAAUGAUUAUUAUAAUUUAAUUAUGACUAGAGUAGAAAAAGAAUUGAAAAAGGAAAUUAAUCAAGAAGUAAAUUCAAGAAUAAAAGGAGUAAAUUUUUCUCAACCUAAAAUUGUUGCUUGUCGAACAAGUAAAGAAAAAUUAACAGCCAAAUUAGAUGAUGGAAGAAAAGUAAAUGAGGUUUUACCAGUCCGAGUAUUAUCUAAAGGUUUGUUUUCUUCAUGUGAUGAAGAUAUGGAUAUGAAUGCAGGUGAAGAAAAAAGAGAAGAAAAAGUAACCGAUGAAAAUUUUAUUCGAAUGUUUGUGGAAAUAAGAGCAGAUAAAUGGAGCAGUUUCAUUAACACAAAGAGAAAAUUAUUAGAAGAAGAAGUUGUUUUAAUAUUUAAUGAAAAAGUUAUAAGCAAAAAAGACAUUGAGUAUAUUACUAAAAAAUCAAUUCCUUCUUCGUAUUUAGAAAAUAAUUUUCUUGCAAUACUACUCAAUAGAAAAGAUGCUGGUUUGAAUAUUCAGGCUAAAAAUUUGUGUCGCGAUAAUGAAGGUGAUGGAAUAAUU
Molecule: messenger RNA, 795 nt
Organism: Ambispora leptoticha
Lineage: Eukaryota; Fungi; Glomeromycota; Glomeromycetes; Archaeosporales; Ambisporaceae
Source: the annotation of a GenBank genome assembly